This is a messenger RNA of Diaporthe batatas, 723 nucleotides long. RefSeq lists its product as uncharacterized. The record is from RefSeq and is a predicted model, not a curated record. Gene Ontology annotation, cellular component: cytoplasm. Gene Ontology annotation, molecular function: cysteine-type deubiquitinase activity. The transcript has 2 exons. The coding region runs from base 1 to 723 and encodes 240 amino acids. NCBI's taxonomy places the organism in Eukaryota, Fungi, Ascomycota, Sordariomycetes, Diaporthales, Diaporthaceae. Gene Ontology annotation, biological process: ubiquitin-dependent protein catabolic process; protein deubiquitination.
AUGUCUACAUCGUACCGAAAACAUUUUCUCCCGCUGGAAUCAAACCCGGACGUAUUCAAUAGACUGAUCCGCUGUCUUGGCACCUCUCAUCAUCUCGAGUUCCAAGAUGUUGUAUCACUGGAUGAUCCAGACCUGCUACCCCACCCAGCACUCGCCUUGAUUCUGGUCUUCCCUACGACUGACCGAUAUGAGGAGGAGCGGGCGCGCGAAGACGCGGCACACAGCCAUUCCGAGGCAGAUAACGAGGACAUCAUGUGGUUUAUGCAAACCAUCAACAAUGCAUGUGGACUCUAUAGCAUCCUCCAUGCGCUCAGCAACGGGCCCGCACGGGAUCUCGUCGGUCACGGAUCAUUCUUUGCCUCUCUAAUCGGCGACUGCUCCUCCCUGUUGCCGCACGAGCGAUCUGUGUACCUUGAGAAUUCGGUCGAACUUGAGCGUGUGUAUAAACAGGUUGCGGUCGAAGGGAUAUCAGAAGUGCCAGAGAACGCCGAGGACGAGGUGGACUAUCAUUUUGUGUGCUUCGUCCAAUCUCAUAGGAACGGGCAUUUGUACGAACUGGAUGGUGACCGGAAGGGCCCUCUUGAUAGGGGUCUGGUACUCGGGCCCGGAGACGACAUGCUCGCUAUGGGUGGACUGGGUGUUGUUCGCGAGUACAUCGAACGAGAACAGGGCAAAUGUACCUUUGGACUCAUGGCCCUGGUAAACACGGGACAUUCUUCAUGA